GUCCUAAAACCCUAGUGGAAAUUAACUCAACCCAAAUGUAUGUGUAAAUGGAAACUGCCGACGUUGAUCAACCCCUAUUUAGUUGCCACAUAUUGGCAAUUCCGUAUCCAGGUAGAGGCCACAUCAAUCCAUUGAUGAAUCUGUGCAAGCUCAUAGCUGCAACGUCCACACCAAAUUAUCUACUUCAACUCUCUGUUAUUGUAACAGAAGAAUGGUUCAGCCUUUUGAAAUCAGAGCCAAAACCAGAUAAUAUCCAAUUUCGAACAAUCUCAAAUGUAAUUCCAUCAGAAAAGGACAAGGCCAAAGAUUUGUUAGGUUUCAUGAAAGCUGUGAUUACUAAAAUGGAAGCUCCGGUUGAUAGUAUACUUGACGGAGUUCCAAAGCCCAAUGUGAUUUUAGCUGAUUCGUUCUUGCCGUGGGCCGUCAGUAUUGGGGAACGGAGGAAUAUUCCGGUGGCUUCAUUUUGGCCCAUGUCUGCAACGAUUUUCUCCCUCUUUUAUCACUAUCAACGAUUUCUCGCUAAUGGACAUUUUGAAGCCAAAUUCACAGCGCAAGGAGAAGUGGUAAAUUACAUUCCUGGGAUUAAGCCAAUUCGCGUAAAGGAUCUCCCAUCUUCAUUCAACAGCAAACGCCGGGAGAUGUUGCCCUUGCUUCUCCAAGUUGUAUCACAACUAGCCAAUAAAGCACAAUAUGCCUUGUUCACCACCAUUGGAACAUUGGAAUCUCAAGUAAUUGAGGCUUUACAAGCUGAAUUUCCAGUCCCCAUUUUCACUGUCGGUCCAACAAUCCCUUACUUGGAUACCGAAUUCAACACUAACCAGCCUAGUCCAAACUACAUGUCAUGGCUUGAUGAUCAACCUAAGGACUCUGUUCUAUACAUAUCCCAAGGAAGUUUCAUGUCUGUAUCAAAAGAACAGCUAGAUGAAAUUAUAGCAGGUGUGCACAGCAGUAGUGUCCGAACGUUUUGGGUGGCACGUGAGAAUGUAUCCUUACUUACAAAUGGAAUUGGGAAGAGGGGAAUCGUGGUGCCUUGGUGCGACCAAUUGAAAGUUUUGUGUCAUCCUAGUGUAGGUGGAUUUUGGUCGCAUUGUGGAUGGAAUUCAACCAAGGAGGGUGCAUUUGCUGGUGUUCCAUUUCUUAUGUUCCCCAUUGGGGCUGAUCAGUUUACCAACAGUAAACAAAUAGUGGAGGACUGGAAAAUUGGGUGGAGGAUCAAUAAGGAAAGCGAGAAACUGGUUAAGAGAGAUGAAAUUGCUCAGCUCUUGCAGAGUUUUAUGGACCUUGACAGCUACGAAGGAAAAGAAAUGAGAAGAAGAGCAAUGGAAAUAAGGAACACCUGCCUACAAGCAAUUGAUGGUGGAACCAUCCAGGGAAAUAUUGACAAGUUCAUUCGGGAUAUUUUUCGAGACACAAGGCAGCAAUUUACUAUACUUUAGGCUUGACAAACUGUCCAGAUAAGGUACCCAUGACCAGCAAUACGGUUCUAGUCACUGUAAUAAGCUGCUUGUACCCUUGUGUUCUUCUCGUCCAAAAGGUUAUGUUUGCACUAGGAAAUAGUUCCUAUUCGUUUUGCUCUUAUUUUGGGAUUGUUUUGUUUCUUGUGCUGCUUUCAUUUACUGAGUGUACUUAUAU
Solanum stenotomum is the source of this 1632-nucleotide messenger RNA. Its product is annotated as UDP-glycosyltransferase 87A2-like. Bases 48 to 1436 code for a protein of 462 amino acids. The record is from RefSeq and is a predicted model, not a curated record. Gene Ontology annotation, molecular function: UDP-glycosyltransferase activity. The transcript is spliced from 3 exons. Lineage: Eukaryota; Viridiplantae; Streptophyta; Magnoliopsida; Solanales; Solanaceae.